AACCGGCCCUGGAUUUCUCUUAGGUUACUCUCAGGGUUCUUCUUCACUUGCGUGCAUUAGUGGUGCAAGCUUGAUAAUGCGUAAUUUAGCGUGAUUAGUAGUGGAAGUGCGAAUUUGCGAUUAAUUUGCUGAGCUAUAAUUCUAUUGCAAUCGACAGGACAAUAGAAUGUUUAAUCGCGCAAGUCACACUUAGAAUUGUUAAUGAAAUUCCCAUCGUACUUUAUUGUUUGUGGUUCAGAGAAGAUGCCCCGCAAUGAACAGUUUGCAAUUCUGCAUGAGCAUCACGUAGUUGUGUUGUCAUGGCUGCCUAUAUAAACCGCACUAUCUCUCUGAUGGCCGGGGAUGGGCCAAUCCCUGGGCCAGGAGGAGAUGCACGCAAUUUACGUGACUCCUCUCCCCUGCAGAUCUUUGUGAAGGCCAAGAAGAAGAUUAAUGACAUUUUUGUGGAGAUUGAGGACUACGUCAGGGACACUGUGUCUUACAUGCACACUUUACAUCAAGAUCAGAAUAUUGUCGUCCAAGAUGAAUCAACCUUGGUUGGAGGUUAUAUCACAAAAGUUAGAGGAAUACGGGAUGUCCUAACGCGUGACCACAUGAAAGUUGCAUUUUUUGGCCGGACAAGCAAUGGGAAGAGCACUGUAAUCAAUGCCAUGUUAAGAGAUAAAAUCCUCCCAAGCGGUAUUGGCCAUACUACAAACUGUUUCUUACAAGUGGAAGGCUCAGAUAAUGGUGAAUCUUAUCUUAUAACUGAAGAUUCCACUGAGAAACAGAAUGUCAAAUCCGUAGGGCAGCUUGCUCAUGCUCUCUGCAAGGAGAAACUUGGAGAAAGUCAACUUGUGCGAAUCUUUUGGCCAAAAGACAAAUGUCUUUUGCUGAGAGAUGACGUGGUAUUUGUAGAUUCUCCUGGCAUAGAUGUAUCCCCCAAUCUUGAUGAAUGGAUUGACAGACAUUGCCUGGAUGCUGAUGUGUUUGUCCUUGUUGCAAAUGCAGAAUCCACUUUGAUGUUAACAGAAAAGAACUUUUUUCAUAAAGUUUCUACCCGCUUGUCGAAACCUAACAUUUUCAUCUUGAAUAACCGUUGGGAUGCUUCUGCUUCAGAACCUGAAUAUCUGGACCAGGUGAGAGGACAACACAUGGAGAGAACUGUUGAUUUCUUAGUUAAAGAAUUGAAAGUAUGUACUCAGAAAGAGGCCAGUGAGAGGAUUUUCUUUGUAUCAGCUAAAGAAGCUUUGCAGGCCCGAUUAAUGGAACAGAAAGGGCAACCUGCUCAUUCGGGAGCUUUAGCAGAAGGUUUCCCAACCAGAUACUUUGAGUUUCAAGACUUCGAAAGAAAAUUUGAAGAAUGUAUUUCCAAGUCAGCUGUAAAAACAAAAUUCGAACAACAUUGUCAGAGGGGCAAAUUGAUAGCAAAUGAAAUUCAUGGAGUGAUGGAUGGUGUUUAUGAUCGUGCUCAACAGUUACGCAGUGAGAAAAAUGUUACUAAAAAGGAGCUGUAUGACAAACUGAACUUCACCGAGCAACAGUUGUUGCUAUUGACCCAAGAAAUGAAGGACAAAAUUCAUCAAAUGGUGGAAGAUGUUGAGCAAAGAGUUUCAAAAGCACUAAAUGAAGAAAUACGUAGAUUAGCUGUCCUUGUAGACGAGUUCAACUUACCCUUCCAUCCAGAACCAUUGGUGUUGAAUGUUUAUAAGAAAGAACUUCAUUCCCAUGUGGAAAAUGGUUUGGGCAGUAAUCUGCGUGCAAGACUAUCGACAGCUUUGGCACUAAAUAUUGAGAACAGUCAAAGAGAAAUGACAGAACGCAUGUCAGCUCUUCUUCCUGCCGACAAGAAGCAAGUGACACUAAAUGUUUUACCUCGAAGAGAACCUUUUGAAAUCUUAUACAGGUUGAAUUGUGACAACCUAUGUGCGGACUUUCAUGAGGAUCUGGAAUUUCGGUUCUCUUGGGGGAUCACAUCUCUUAUCAAUCGAUUUGCUGGAAAACAAGGUCAUCGAAUUGCUUUGGCAAAUUAUACCAGUCGAAUUCCGCGUGAUUUAUUGUCACCUAGUGAGAAUGUAGAUCCAAAUACUAAGUUUUCAUCUGGUAUGGUUGCCCAGCGGCAGUCUGGAGAUGAUUGGUCCUUGGCCUCACGCAUUGUGAUGGCAUCUAUAAGCUCUCAAGGCACUAUGGGAGGAUUACUUUGUGCAGGCUUUCUGCUGAAGACUGUUGGAUGGCGUUUAAUUGUCAUUUCUGGAGCUGUUUAUGGCUUGCUGUAUCUGUACGAGCGACUCACUUGGACUAACAAAGCCAAGGAACGAUCAUUUAAAAAUCAGUAUGUAGGCCAUGCUACUAAGAAAUUGAGACUCAUUGUUGAUCUUACAUCUGCAAAUUGUAGUCAUCAAGUUCAACAGGAGCUUUCAAGUACUUUUGCCCGCCUGUGUCAUCUGGUGGAUGAAGCAACUAAUGACAUGCAUUCAGAUAUUAAAGCUCUAGAGAAGGAAUUGAAACUUUUGGAAGAUGCUGCCAACUCUGCGAAAAUGUUACGCAACAAAGCCAAUUAUUUAACAAAAGAGUUAGAGAUAUUUGAAGAUACAUAUUUGAAAAUGCAAGGUUGAACCCUUGAUAUGGCAGCAGGGGUUUUGUUGACCACAGUUGUUUCCCUGUUCAGAACGAGAAAUUGAUUCUCUGGAAUAGUUGUUUUUUGAGGUUUCUGGUGCAUAUCACAAUACGCCAGCAUUUGGGUCAGAGUCAACUACAAAGGUGUUUGGAAAUCAACAGCUAUUUUCUUUUCAUGAGUUGCACAAUAAUUAGUGAAAAUCUUUGAGGAUAAAACAAACAAAAAAUUCAGACAAGACAAAAAACUACAAAAUUGCUCUUUGGGAAAUUAAACAUUUUUGAAUGUGGGUAAGUUUGUGUAUUCAGCGAUAUGUUUACCCUAAAUUUUUCAUAUCCAGUCUGCUAAAUAAGUAGGUUUUGGUUAUUUCUGGUUGAUAGCUACGUUAUGUACUUUACUACAAAUCAAACUGUGGUCUUCGUUCCCCUCUUUUGUAUGUAGUAUGAAUUAACUACUUAGCUUGUACAAUUGUAAAUUAACUGAUAGUUUUUAUUUGUACAGCAUUUAGAUUAAUUUAAAAAUAUGUUUAAAGGAAUACACUAUUGUGGGUUUUAUUUAUUUUGUUGGCAGCUUGGUUUAGUGAUAUACCAUUUGAACAAAUGAACAUUGAAAACCACACUGCCAAACACUGAAACAUGAAUUAAUUGGAAAGUGUCAAUAGCUUUGUUGAAUCUUAGUCUCUUUCAGUCCUUUUUUGGAAAAUUUUAUUCAAAUGGUUUAACAGUUUUCAUAAAUUAAGACAAUGAACCCUGUGUUUUUUUUUCAUUCAACAUGUUUCGUUUUUUUGACAAAUUUUUUGAAGUAUUGAUGUAGUGUAGUUUGGCUCAUUUAAAAUGAUUUGCAACUGUUGGUAGUCAUUUAGAAGUCAUAUAUUUGAGUUUGAGUCUAUUUGAAUUUUUCACUUGCCCUGCAAACAGUAAUUGUAUUUGAAGAUAAUACUAACACCUGAGAUGUUUUAAAAUGGUGUCUUCCAAUUCACAUUCAGUGUCAUUGCCUUACAUUUGGAACGGGUAAUAAAGCAUUGAUGGUAGUACAAGAUUAGUGUGUGAAAACACGGAAUUGGGCAUAACUUCUUUGUUGGAGGAGUUGUGAGUCUGUAUUUGUCUGAUAGUUCUGAAGGGAAAAAUCUAAUUGGAAAUUAAGAGAAGAUGGUAAGGUGGUUGAAUAAAACAUUUCUGAAUGCUAACUACUCAAUUGUGAGGUAAGAUUUCAGUGUGUCCAAUCUUUUAUAAAUUUCAUUCCGAAAGUAAAUGAUGGUAUAUAUUUGCAGACACUGAAAGAAGUUACAUUGCACUAGAGGGCAGAAAAUAUUGAUUUGUAUUUAAAGAGCUUUGAUGAAUUUGAUUAUUAAUUGUAUUGGUGAUUAAUAAGACCAGAUUUAAAUUCUAAAAAUAAUUUGUAUUAAAUUCUCUUUAUUAAUUCGUAUAUUUCAAAAUUUUUAUUAUCAAACAGUUUAUAUUUUUUAAUGGAUAAAGUGUUAUUUGAAAUAUUUAUAGACUGAUAGCAUGUUAUGAAGUGCAAAGUUUUAUUGUGUUAUUCUUGUGCAUUCUGUAAAUAACAGGAGAAAUAAGUUUUAUAUUUGUGUUCAUCUUUUUUGACUUCAGACUGAUUGAUAUAAUCAGAAUGAAUAUUGUGAAAAGUGGCCUUUCACAAAUGUUUGUUUUGAAAACGUCAUUGUUGAAUUUAAUAUGGUAGGUUCCACUAGUCAGAAUAAGUUUUUGACGUGCAUUAAUGUACAUUGUCAAAAAUAUAUGUACAGCAGCAUGUGUGGAGUGAAAUACAGAAAUAAUAUUCAGCAAAUUUGUUAUUUUUUUUCUAUUAUAAAACCUUUCAUCAUUGUACAUUGAUAUUUAGACUAUAUACAUAAUACUUGAAUUUGUAAGAUUUUAUUUUACAUGCAGUAAUAUUGAAUUGUGUUAUGGUAGGCUGGAUGUGUUUUGUAAAUGGUGUAUUGUUCCUUUACUAGAGUUAAUCACAUUUAUCAUUUUUUUUCUAUUUGAGAUGGUCUCAUGUUAAGCAUUUUUACUAAACCCUGCAAUUUUUUGCAGUCUUUUAUUAAAUUGUCAGUCAGUUCAAGUCUGAGGUUUACAUUGUCAUUUAAGUGUUGCUAUAAGGGAGACUAUUUUUAUGUAUGUGAAUUAAUAAUAAACUUAUCAAUAUCAUCAAUAUUGUGUCUUUUGUGUGUAUAUAUGUUAAGAGCAUAUGACACAUUUCCAAUAAAAGUUUUUUUCAAAGACACAGGUGGGUUAUUUUCAUUCUUCCAAAGAAUUACACUAGUAAUGUUUAUUAUGAUAGGAAGUUAAUUUUGAUACGUGUAUUCAUUCAAAAUAAGAUGGAGAUCAUACUUGAAAGAAAUUCCCAAUUGCUCAAAAUUUGCUAUUUUUCUAAUUCAGUCAUUUUGAUUUUAUAAUGCGCACAGGAUUCUCUCAAUUCAUGCAGAGUUAGAUUACUUCAUGGAUCAAUAUUUUCUAUUUGAGAUUGGAAGCAUUAAGGCCAACUGCCUCUAAUUUUGUAAGUUCAGUGGUGACUAAGGAAAUCGUACUGUGUACUAAUGAAACUUGAGAUAACGAUCAUUGUAUUAGAAUUCCAAAUUAUUUACAAUACUGUUUUAUAUUUCUCUUCAUGAAUAGAAUUUGAACAUGGUAACACACAACUUGCAUGUGAGAAUCAGAGUAUAUAUGAGUGAGAAUUAUCUUGUGUCCAAAUGGAAGGACCGUGUGCAGAGAUUCUUGUCUUGGUGUGCUCCCUUGCAAGACAUCUAUUAUUGUUUUGAAGAUAAAUAGUUAUUUUCUGUUACUAGUGCUCUAGAAAUGUUUCCUGGCCCCUUAUAUUUAAUUUGGUCAGUAUUUUCUGAAGUUUUUUAAUCUUUUUGAACAAAGAAUGUUGAUUGCAACUCUCCAAGAAAAUAUCUGUGAAUUGUGCUAGGAUAAUGACCUGUGCUGCCAGUCUGCAAUGUGUUAAUUCUGUAUGUUGAUUUAAAAUACUUGUCAUACAAUAUUAAUAAAAAAAA
Molecule: messenger RNA, 5603 nt
Organism: Gryllus bimaculatus (two-spotted cricket)
Lineage: Eukaryota; Metazoa; Arthropoda; Insecta; Orthoptera; Gryllidae
Source: the annotation of a GenBank genome assembly